This is a messenger RNA of Cladophialophora immunda, 3157 nucleotides long. RefSeq lists its product as hypothetical. Bases 740 to 1999 code for a protein of 419 amino acids. The record is from RefSeq and is a predicted model, not a curated record. Lineage: Eukaryota; Fungi; Ascomycota; Eurotiomycetes; Chaetothyriales; Herpotrichiellaceae. The transcript is spliced from 2 exons.
CUUGCCUAUCGCCUUACGUUCAUCCAUGUGAGAUUCCUCCCGUCACGCCCGUUACAAAGAUUACCCUGCUCGACCUGUCCGAUCCUGGUGGUAUUGAAACAGCGCUUACCAGCCCGAAACUCGGCGGAAGGAACCUUUUCCGCCCAACCACAAUGCCCGGACCCUGUCUGCCAUUCGAUAAUGCCAGACCAGACCGAGGAAGGCGACCCAACCACGCAAAAGAACCAAGCUGAACCAAAGCACCGAUUUGUGGCUGCACGGCCCGACUCGACCCAGGCGAGACGCGAGGCUAAAGCAUUAAUUCGAGCCCACGCUUCACGCGCAUCCUGGGCCAAGAUCAGGCAGGGCAAACAGUCGAGGCAGGAGGGCACUUCUCAGGCUGGCCCAAGUCAGGCCCCGGGCGUGCAGCAAACCCGUCAAGUCGAUACGGCGCUAGUAUCGCACUCAAAUGACGAGCAGGACAAUGACACCCGCUUAGGGCGAGCUGGUCCCUCAUGCCCUCGACAAGUUGUGCCAUCUAGAAGGCAGACCAUCCUCGCGUCGUGCCCUGUCCCCAAUCCUCUCCGUACAGUAGGUGCGGGGGAUGUUGAUCCAUUUGCGAGCUAUCCAUCGCGGCUGCCGAAAGAGAUAGCUACUCCUAUUAUUGCCCAAGGUAAGCCAGCACGAACAUCGCCCAAUAUCUUGGCUGCAGCAUGAAACGUGCGACCCAGUGGCGGAGAGACCCUUGAUCUGAUUUUGCAUGCUCUUGACAGUUAACCACUUCUUCAAUACCAUGUUUCUACCGGAUCCAGAUCGCAUGGAAGAAAGUGUCGCACGCCAUUGGAUAUCCUGGUACAUGAGUGACAGCAUCUUGUUCCACGCCCUUUGCUUCAGCCAAUUAGCCCGGCUGUCGGUCACCGAGGCUUCUGGCCUCAAUCCAAUUAGUCAGAGGGCAAGGUGGUACUGCUACUCCGUGGUGGUGGGAGAGGUCAAUAGACGAUUCAAUAAUGUCUCCACUCGAUGUUCCGACGAGAGUAUUCUUGCCGUGCAGGCAUUGGCGUUUCAUGGUGACAGGACAGCACACGACAGCGAACCACCAGGGUCACUCUCGCAGGGUCCAAUGAGUGCAUUGCAGGGCCUGGAUCUGUACGCAGGUCGACUAGAUCCCGUGAACAUGCACGUCCAUGGGUUGGCAAAGAUGCUGGCCAUGCGGGGGGGUAUCGAGGAGAUUCGGUUCCCCGGGCUGGCGGCAAUGCUCAGCUAUGGGGAUCUGAUUCUGGCAUCCCGAUCGCUGCAGAAACCGACCUUGCCCUUUGUGCCAAUCGGCGAGUCUCCGGAACGCACCCUAGCCACCAUCCAAAGGCGAGGGCAUCCUCUAGCUCAGCUCGGCUCAGGAUUUCAGACACUGUACGAUGUCCUGCCGUCGGAACUGGCCCAAGAACUCUGCUUUGUUCUCUCACACCUUUCGACAUACCUGCUGGCGGUAGAAGACUACAUCAUGGGUAGACCGCAAGCUCAAAGCAUGUUGCUUCUAGCCGACCAGAGGAACUUUAUCCAGCACCGCUUAAUGUCGAUGUUCUCGAGUCCCAGGGACAGCACGUCCGCAGACGAAAUGUACUCCCUUCAACAGGCCGCCUGGUGCGCAGGGGUCGUGUACAGCCUCAUCAGCGUCUUUCCAAUCCCUCCUGCGCGAGGACCCUUCGCGAAGCUCGCCGCACGGAUCAAGCAGCAUCUGAUAUCCACGUCGAGCAGCCACGACGGUAAGAAAUGGCGGAAGGGCGCGUCGCUGAUGCUGUGGAUCACGUUCAUGGGCGCGCUGGCAUCCACGGCCGACCAGCGCAGCGAGGCCGAGAAGACGUGGUACAUUUCCGUUCUCGAGCGACUCGUGCACAGGAUGCAGAUAUUGAGCUGGCAGAGUCUGAGGGCCCAGUUGCUCAAUUUCCUGUGGUUUCCCAGCACGAGUGACACCGACGGACAGCAGUUAUGGAGGGAGAUACACACUUCGAAUCCUUUCAGGUAGAGCGGGGAUUAUCCAUUGAGAGGAGGUUCAAAAAUGACGGCCAAGGAGGAAGAAAGACAGAGGAACAGGUAUACAUGCGCACGACCCGGCCGUGUUACUAACCUUCAAUUCGAGGGAGAAGAAACAAAAAGAGACGGCCCAGUUGUAUCUAUCAUUGUAUCCGAGGCAUCGCAGGGAGAUUUAUCUCCAACAUGUCUUCUGGGCGAUCGGAGAGGAACGGUGCUUGAUAUAUCACGUCACCUCCAACACCAUACGCCCUUAUAUCCAACCAGAACCUCCGGAACCCUUGGCACGGCGGCAACUAGCACAGCAUACCAGCCUUGCUCACGGAUCCGUCAUUGUGUCCCUCUCUCUCCCUCCGUCCGUCUCGGGGCAGACAACAUGGAAGAUAAGACAAAGGGACUUGGGGCGAUAUGAGAUGCAGAGUCCUUGUUCUUUGGCCACUUUUGAAAGGCAUCGUCCCGCCCCUCGCCCCGACCCACAGUCUGAGGGUGGGGAUGAAGAUAAAGGACGUCAGAGGUGUACACAUGGGCCGCCCGAUCGACCGAUCAAGCAUUCUCGAGAAGGAGUCGCGCACCGUGCACUGCAGUUGCUGCCACUAUUGGCUUGCGUGAAUGUCCCAGCUAGGUAUGUGCGAGGCACAUCUUCCAACGGCGGAGUGAAGCGAGGAGUUGACAGACUCACUUUUCUGGCUGACGUUUCCCAGGGUGGAUCUUGGAUUUUUUCUCAGAAGCAUUUCUGCUGUUUUGAUGCUCCUUUAUAGCCUGCUGUGCUGUGCUAUGAUACGCUAUGCUAUGCUAGCUAUACCCUGCUAUGCGAUCUGCGUCAUCUAUUCUAUGUCAUGGCCAUGGACGGUGCUAUGCAGCUAUCAUGCGACAUAAAACGCACUGUGCUGCCCCCGCCACGCCAUGCCGAUUCUGUUCGCCCUGGUUUCCCUUAAUUCGCAUAUCAAACGCGCCAUCCGCAGUGCACCACACAAAAGAAAAGGCCGUUUCAGCCGCUUGACUCGUUCAUUCAUCCAAUCCCCUCUCAAAUUCCAGUUCAAACACAGCAGCACGGGCGACGACCCCGUGGUCAUCUCCUCACCUCACCUCGCCCGUGCCGGGGGCGCCGUUGGUAUUGUCCGCCGCCCCGGGGGCAAAGCGGCCCAUAGUGCCG